Molecule: messenger RNA, 1644 nt
Organism: Hypanus sabinus (Atlantic stingray)
Lineage: Eukaryota; Metazoa; Chordata; Chondrichthyes; Myliobatiformes; Dasyatidae
Gene: mos
Product: v-mos Moloney murine sarcoma viral oncogene homolog
Exons: 1
Coding region: 596-1594 (332 amino acids)
Biological process (GO): protein phosphorylation
Molecular function (GO): protein kinase activity; ATP binding
Source: RefSeq, a predicted model, not a curated record
CCUGCUGAGUUCUUCCAGUAUUUUGUGUGUGUUGCUCAAGAUUUACAGAAUCUCUUGUGUCUCUCUACUUGACAAGAUGUCGUUAAAAAUAGUAGAAAGGACAAUCCAGGGAACUAUAGGUCGAUCAGUAGUCGGAUAAUUAUUGGAGGGAAUUCUAAGGGUCAUGCUGUAAUCUGCCAGUAUUUAGAUAGACAGUAUCUGAUUAGGAGGAGGAUAAGGUUAGGACUCGCUGAGCCGGCACCUUGUUUGGGAUAAAAGGCCCUUAUCCAUGUUGUGUUUUUCUAUGACUCGAUUACCUCUAAAAAGCCGUUUGAAAGCUUCAUUGGCCGUUGCUAAUUGAUAACAAUUCUCCUUAGAGAUAAUUGUAUAACGUUAUCGAAAUGUUCUUUAACAACUGAUUUAAUUGAAACUUCUUAAUUUUUAUUGGAAGUUCCUCGUUUAUUCUUGAGGUCAUUCAUUUGACCAGAGUGCAUCGAGCUUCGCUAACGAAGUGCAGAUGUAACUCAUUUACACCAAUUAACAGUCAGCAAUAAAGGGCACUGCCGGGGGGGCAGUGCUUCACAAAUUUAUUGGGGGGGAGUCUCCCUCAAGUAAGAUGCCGUCGCCGAUCCCUGUUCACCGAAUUUUACCGAAAGGAUUUCCUCCUGCCAUUACUUUGCGAGCAUGUAGCAGUCCCAAUCAGCUCCAGAGAAGACAGCAUUUCUCUUUCGUGAAGCAAACUAAGGAGCUGCCGCAACGGCCUUGGUAUACGGUCAUUUGGGAUGAAUUAAAGCUAUUCGACCUUCUGGGCUCGGGAGGCUUCGGCUGGGUUUAUAAAGGAACUUACUACGGUAACACUGUGGCAAUAAAGAAAGUAAGAAAGUGCACCAAGAACAAUCUGGCCGCUAGACAGAGUUUCUGGGCGGAGCUGAAUGUCGCACACCUGGUGCAUGAGAACAUCGUGAAAGUUGUAGCAGCCACCACGUCUGUCCCCGCGAGUCCGCAGCUCGAGGAUUGUGUGGGAACCAUCAUCAUGGAAUACGUAGGAGGAGCAAGCCUAGACCAUCGGAUUUAUAACAGUGCCGAUUCACUAGAGGUCGGAGAAUGCCUGAGAUUUUCGAGUGACAUUGUGAGCGGACUGAGUUUCCUCCACUCUCUCAGCAUCGUCCAUCUCGACCUGAAACCAGCCAACGUACUCCUCACAGAUUCGGGACGCUGUAAAAUUGGUGACUUUGGUUGUUCUGACAAACUGGCGGCCAGCAAUGACUUGAGACCCAAUGGCCAAUUGCGGCAUCUGGGAGGUACCUACACCCACCGGGCGCCAGAGCUGCUGAGGGGCUGCAACGCCACGCUUAAGGCGGAUAUCUACUCUUUCGCCAUCACCCUCUGGCAGAUGGUGAGCAGAGACCACCCCUUUUCUGGCGAUCGCCAGUGUGUAAUGUACGCAGUAGUGGCUUACAACCUGCGCCCUCCCUUCUCUCCUGUUUUCAACGAGACUUUGAUGGGCCGUAGGAUUCGGUCUGUCAUUGAUGACUGUUGGGCGGUUGAGCCGAUUAAUAGACCUAGUGCAGAACAAUUGUUAGAAACUAUUGUUAACUUGAAGUCUCUACUAUAAAAUAUCGUUUUAGAAAUGUGUAAUUAAAAUAUGCUCAUUCACGUUUUCUG